AUCCACGGGAGCUUGGCUGUGGGGAGCGGUCUGGGCUGCCGGGCUCUCUUCCAGCCAGACCAGCACCAGGCUCCUCAGCCCGCAGCCCGCAGCCCGCAGCCGGGAUGCUCCUCAGCUUCCGCAGGAGCCGCCGGGGCCAGUUCAAUCACAUCCUCCAUGGCUUACUCCCAGCAGCCAGCAUUGCUCCGAAGCCAGCUGUGCCACGCACACCUCCUCCCCGAAGCCCCAACCCAUCUCCAGAGAGACCCAGGUCUGCUCUGGCUGCAGCCAUCCUGGCGACCACAUUGACUGGCCAGACAGUUGCCAUUCCCCAGCCUCGCCAGAGAUCGCGGUCUGAGAGUGAUGCCUCCUCCGUGGAGAAGGACAGCGUCAUUGAGCCCUACGCCACCACUUCAGAGCUGCGGCUACGGCAUAGCUGGCAGAUUGGGCCGAGAACUUCCUUGCCGUCCUUUGAGACGAUAGGCUACGCGGAGGACGAGGAUGCGGAAACACAGGUGUCGACCAGCUACAGGGAGACCAGCUACAGGGAGUCGGAGUCCAGCAUCAGGAAGGAUGUGGGCCCUGGCAGCGAUGCCGUGUACGCGGUGCCUCACAGGAAACAGGGCCUGUCCUCACAAAGGAUAGUGACAGCAGAUGACGCUUCUGAGCAAGACGGGCUUUCAGACUCCUCCUGCUCCACACCACAGCACACGCAGCAGAAAGAUGGAAAAUAUUCUGUUCUGAAUCUAGAGGAUGAGAAACCAUUGCGCGAGAAGCCUCCUCCCUCCCCAGAUGUAGCUGGUAGAGUCCAUCAAAGAUACGCAGAGAUAACCAAAGAAAAGUUUGAGGAGCUAAAAGAAGAAACGGUGCAUCUCCACGCCACGAACCAUGCCCUCAGCCUUGAACUGAGUGCACUGAGACAGGAAAUGAAGGAGUUGCAGCUGAAGCUCAAGAGGGUGGAAAAAGACAGCAGGAGGCUGAAGGAGGAAGAAAAGCCAUCCUCUCAGGAAGUCAUCACUCCUGAGUUACUAUGCCUAAGGAAGCAAGGCGAAGACCUGGCGGAUGAGAACAAGGCGCUGAAAAUGAUUGUCCAUCGUUUGAACGUAGAGCUCAGUCGCUACCAAACAAAAUUCAGGCCUUUGUCUGAGGAAGAGAGUUCCCAUAUAGAAGGCCUCCCAUCAAAGGGCCCCACACCCCCCUGGCUGGUGGAUGUAAAGUACCUGUCACCACUGUUGCUGGCUUAUGAAGACAGAAUGAAAGAGAAGGACACACUCAGCGCCACCCUGGAGGAAGAAAUGAAAACCUUGAGGAUACGAGUUCAAGAAGUGGUGACAGAAAAUGAAGAAUUGUACCAAGAGUUAAAUAAGAGCAGCCCCAUUACCAGCGAGGAAUGGAGGCAGCUUCAGACACAAGCGGAGCUGGUUCUAGAUGAAAACAAGCUGUUGAUAGAGCAGUUGGAGAUCCAGCAAACCAAAGCCAGGGACACCCAGCAGGAGCACCUCCAGGAAGUUUCUAAGCUGACCAAACAACUUAUGCUCCUGGAGGCAAAGUCUCAGGACCAGGAAAAGCAGCUGAUGGAAAGCAGGGAGCAGCUGGUGGGCUUACAGGCCAGAUGCCAAGAACUCGACACACAGCUGGACAGCAAGAUCACGGUAGAAGUCCACACGGCAGUUGUCAAUGAACUAAAAAGCCAGUUGCAGAAGGAAGGAGAGAAAGCCAGCGCCGAGCUGGAGGGGCUGAUGGGGAAGCUGACCGCCCUGCAGGCGCAGAGGAAGAGCCUGCUCCUGGAGAAGAGCAGCUGGAGCGCCAGGAACAGGGCGCUGGAGGCCGAGCUGGAGCACGCGCGCAAGGCAAACAGGCGAUACCAAAAGAAAAUUGAUGUCCUCAGAAAGCAAGUAGAAAAAGCCAUGGGGAAGGAGAUGUCUGCACACCAGUACCUGGCGAACCUGGUGGGCUUGGCAGAGAACGUCACCAAGGAGCGAGACAAUCUCAAGUAUUUGGCUCAGUGUUUGGAAAGCGAGAAGCAUGGCGUCCUCAACAAAAUCCUGAAAGGCAACAUCCGCCUCGGAAAGCUGGAGGAGAGGGUGAAGGGGUACAAGAAGCAGGCUGCACUGAAGCUGGGGGACAUCCAUCACCGCCUGGUGGAACAGCAGGAGGACUUUGCUGGCAAAGCAGCUCAGUUCCAGAAGGAGAUGAGACACCUGCACCAGCUGCUGCAGGAAAAGCAGGAGGUCCUAGACGAGGCUCUGCAGCAGAAAAGAGAAAUGGAAGGUGAGCUUGAAAUGGUUCUGGAGUCCACUGCCAAGGAAAACAAAAGGAUGCGAGGCCUCCUUCAGGCCACCCUGGAAAGGAGGGGCCCGGAGCACAGCCGAGCUCGCGAGGACACUUGCUUCCGUGGCAUCUCUCAGGGAGACCUGCUGACUGGCUACGACUUCAGCUACGGUGACGUGCAGCCUCCUGCCGCCGCCACCCGCCAGAGCCUUGGGGAGUCUGUGGCGUAGACUGGGGUGUCUGCUUCCCCCGGACUGGUGGGCGGCUGUCUCCAGUCUGACAGGGAGGCCUGUGGAAGCCACUGAGCAUCAUAGGCAAGAAAGAAAUAAACCAGCGCAACAUCA
Molecule: messenger RNA, 2594 nt
Organism: Meriones unguiculatus (Mongolian gerbil)
Lineage: Eukaryota; Metazoa; Chordata; Mammalia; Rodentia; Muridae
Gene: Cep89
Product: centrosomal protein 89
Exons: 19
Coding region: 105-2480 (791 amino acids)
Biological process (GO): mitochondrion organization; chemical synaptic transmission; cilium assembly
Cellular component (GO): centriole; ciliary transition fiber
Source: RefSeq, a predicted model, not a curated record